Messenger RNA from Polypterus senegalus (gray bichir), 7961 nucleotides. RefSeq names its product pleckstrin homology domain containing, family A member 6 (gene plekha6). NCBI's taxonomy places the organism in Eukaryota, Metazoa, Chordata, Cladistia, Polypteriformes, Polypteridae. The transcript has 27 exons. The record is from RefSeq and is a predicted model, not a curated record. Bases 523 to 3672 code for a protein of 1049 amino acids.
CAGCUCUGGCAGUGUCAUGUGACACUUAAAUACCUUGGGAUUUUCUCUGAGCAUGCCCAGUUGUGCUGCUGCUCUCCUGUACUCCCCCCCUCCCCUCUUUUUUCUGACUGAUGCUUGUUUUUGAGAAGCAUCCCUACUCCGGCUGGAAUUUACCACAUCAUCACCGUUCUUUAAUGCCGUUCCUACUGCAAGGCAAAUUAUACCGGGGAGGAGAGGACUCCCGAUCCGUCUGUAGAACUGAGGAAGGUUCGACUGAAGAUCUCAGUGAGCUCCAGCAGAAAAGAACAAACAGCAGGUGGCUGGCUCACCGAAGGAUAAGAAGAAGCUGUCAUCUGGCCACACAGCUUUAUAUGGGAGAAGACAAAGACUUGGCACUGUACAGCAGAAUAGCGGCUUCACUUUGAUUUUCAGGGCCGGGCUAACAGACAAAGCAACAGUCACUAUGACCGACGGCAGCCUGUGACCUCUUUCAUCCCUGACGAAACCUUGAAAUUACAGCUGCAACAACAUUCCAGCCCGGACAUGAGCUGCAAGCCCAAUGCAAAGCGUCCUGUGAACACUGCCAGUGAAGCUGUGGUCGGGAAUGGCAUGGUAUCAGAGCUGUCGACAGAGAAGCAGCCAUCACGCUCCUCCAGGAAAGCUGCCACAUUUGGGAAGCGUUCCAAUUCAAUGAGAAGGAACCCCAAGGCUGAGGUCAACAAACAGGGCUGGCUUUAUAAGCAGGCUAGUAGUGGAGUUAAGCAGUGGAGCAAGCGCUGGUUUGUUUUAACGGAUCGCUGUCUCUUUUACUACAAAGAUGAGAAGGAGGAAGUUGUUUUGGGAAGCAUACCUCUGCUGAGUUUUCGAGUUUCUACAGUUCAGCCUUCAGACAACAUCAGCCGGAAACACGCUUUUAAGGCUGAACACGCAGGGACUCGGACUUACUACUUCAGUGCAGAUAGUCGAGAGGAGCAGGAGUCUUGGGUGCAGGCAAUGAGUGACGCCGCUCGGGUCCAUAUCCCACCAGCCCAGAGAAACAACACUGAGAACAUCCCACCUGCAGACCUUAACCACAUAUCUGCAGGGAAAGGCACUGCUGUCAGACAGAGAGGAGAAGGGGACGGCCGAGGAGAAGAGGCAAAGGACACCAACAAGCAAGAGGUCAAUGGGCUGCCCAAUAUGGAGGCAGGUGCUCCUACUACACCGAUGACACCUGAUCCCAACGGUAGAGCAGGAGAGACUGGAUCAUCCCAUCCAAAUGGAUGGGUGAGCUAUGGUGCACCUGGUUCUGCUUUCCAUCCCAAAGAAACCCGAGAAAAUGCAGUUCUCCGUCGUGGGUUUGUGCCACGAACUCAACCAGAGAGACUAGCCCAAAGGAAAAGUUCCAUGACACAACUUCAGCAGUGGGUGAAUCUUCGGAGGGGUCGGCCAACACAAGAAGAUAUGCAGAGCCCCACACACUACUAUGCUCCUGCGAUGCCCAGAGGUGGUGCGGACUACUAUGAUGUUUAUGGGCCACAGUAUGUGGAGGAUUAUGGGAUGUAUCCACCUGGAGUACGCCCUGACAGCUUCUGUUCCGUUCCUGGAGCAUAUGAGAGGAUACCACCGCAGUGGGUCUCUGAAGAGAAACAACGGGCAAUGUAUCCGCAAGAUCGUUCGCGGGACAUGGCUGGAAGAGGAGGUGGAGGCUACCACUGGACUGGCCACAUGCCCAGCAAUCAGCAGUCACUGUACUAUGCACAGAAUUCCUUACGUCGGCUUACUUUGCAGCCUCGUUCUCGCUCUGUGCCUCGUUCGCCCUCACAAGGACCAUAUGCUGCUGGCUCUCGCGCCUUUUCUCCGGUGCGGUCUCCUAGUGCUCGAUUUGAACGCCACCAUGACAACAUGGUAUAUGCUGAGCCUGUAUACUCUAUGAGAAGGUCCAUCAGCUCCCCAAAGCACGAUUACCCGGGAGAGAGGAGGUCGAUGUCGCCAGGACUGUACCAUUACAACUACCCUGCCUCUCCCACAAUUCAAGAAAAAAUGGAGGACAUUUUAGACCUACAACUGCAGAGGAAUCUCGAGUACUUGGACCGACAGGUAACUGAAGGAGACCGGCUCAUCAGUGUUGUACAGAGACUUGUGGAGAACUCUUCACCUCGAGCGCAGCUCUACACACAAGUGUCACCAUUCCAUGAAAACUACAGAGAUAUUUCACCCGUCUACAGGAGUAACGACCUUGACGUGGAUAAACUUCUGGGCCAACUGUGUGAGCAGAACAGGGUGCUGAAGGACCAGGAACUUACUGUGCAGCGGCUGAGAGUUGACAAAGACGGCUUGGAGGGAGCUUUGGGUUCCAUGCACCAAGAAAUGGAGCUCUACCGAGGGCAGGGUUCCUCCAUUGAAAAGCUGUUGCAAAAGAAAGAGUCUUUGCAGAACCAACUGAUAAACAUCAGGGGGGAGCUGUCACAAGCAACAAAUGUGAUGGCUGCAACACGGGUGGAGUUUGAGGCCCUGGAAGAUGAAGUCCUCUCUGUACACCGCUACCUGCAUGAGCAGCUGCUUCUGGGCAAUCAGAGUGAACACAUGCACCGGCAAAUUCAGAAGGAACUUUGGAGAAUUCAAGAUGUCUUGGAGGGACUUCACAAAAACAACCCAUCACGAGGGACCAAUACUGCCAAACAAAGAGUGACAAGUGGACCAUCAGGAUCAUUCAGUACUAACAGCCCAGCCAGUCCCCUUAGCUCUGUUAGCCUCACAAGUCCCUUGAGCCCCUUUUCUCCAGCUUCAGGUUCACAAGGCUCUCCCAGUAAACACGUCAUAGAGCAGAAGUUCACCUUCCAGUCAGAGAGUUCCACUGCAGCAAACUCUCACCAAGCAGAACACGUGGAAACAGACUCUGAUCGCCAAAAUAAAGUUGGUGUUGUGCCCCCAAGGACCAAAUCUCCAGCUGAAGAAAAUUGCAGUUCCCCAGCCCAGGUCACCUGUAGAAACUCUGAUCGAAAACUGCCAAAUGGACAUCUUUCUAGGGAACGGCCAAAGAGUGCAGUUUUCCCAGCCGAAAUCAAGUCCAAGAUGAGCGUGGAAGAGCAGAUUGAGAGGAUCAAACGCAACCAGAGCGCCUCCAUGCGAGAAAAGCGACGCAGUCUUCAGCUUACCAGCUCUCAACAGAUUGACGGCAUGAAGCCAGCUGUCAACUACCGAGUGGUACGCCGAAGGCUGACUGCUCAUGAGGUAGACAUCAAGGAUUUGGAGGCAGCAGUUCGUGGUGAAGGGAUUGAGUCUCCUCGUGAAGAAAUUGCUCGGUUACGUCGCUUGGAUGUUGAGCCAGAAAGUUACAGUCUUGACAUUGGCCGUGAGUUGUCAACACCAGAUAAAGUUUUGAUACCUGAACGCUAUUUAGAGCCAGAGCCCGAAGCACAGCUUAGCCCUGAUGAACUCCGGGAAAAGAAGAAAAAGGUUGAAAGAAUCAAGACACUAAUCGCUAAAUCCACAUUGCAGAACAUUGUGCCCUUGCUUGAUGGCCCAGCAGACGGACAGGUGGACACAGAGCAGCAGCUGCAGGAGCAGGAAAAGCGAAUCGAGAUUUCAUGUGCAUUGGCCGCAGAAGCAUCCCGGCGUAGCCGCCUGCUCUCAGCUCAGUGCAUUUCCCCCAGCCCUCCAUCAUCUCCCAUUGCUGACCUGACAGACUCCACUCACUUCAUGAAAGUGUGAGCCUCUAUUCAGCUCAAGCACUGGCAGCUGUCAAGUUCCAUGGAGCAACAUUCUAAAACUUUAAAGUGGGAAUGAACGCUGUUCCUCAAGAGUUUAUUUUUCCAUUCCAUUGCUUUAUUGGCUGAAAGAAAAAAGUGCCAGAGACACUACUUGUCUAAGCUACUGACCAAGGAGCCACUGGACUCUUUCACAUUAACCCCACAAACGAGUGUCAGCAGCUAGUGUGACUCAAACUGUGAGGUCGCCACUCACUAGCUGCUCAAAAUAGCACCAAGGGGAUCCAAGCAGACUGGAGGUCCAAGUAGUAAGUGUCAAGGAUGAAUGAACACUGCACGUCUGAUACAGGUGCAGAAUCAUGAGACACAUGGGAUGCAUUUUUGCCAAAAGAAGUAAUUAUUGGGAUGACGAAAUGUAACCUAAAUAACAAUGUCCAAUGCAGGAGACGACCUGAAGUGCACCGUCCGAAUUCCAGCUCAGAGAACGCACAGUCCUGUGCUUUUUAAACACCCAAAUACAAGUCAGUGUUUGUGCAGCAAAUUCACUUUCCUGGUCCUAAAAACCAAAGUCACCCAGAAACAAAAACACAAGGGAUUAAGCAUUUGUAGCUACACUUGCUGAGCAGAGAAGGGAUUACGUACUCCUUCAACAAGCUGGACAGCCUUGCUGCCAGGAUGACCCAGCAGAGUCAGUUGUCUCGCUCUGUUCACUCGCAUGGGGUACAAACACCAUUGCCACCAAGUGGUCACAAUUACUGUGGAAGUGCUCGACACACUCAUCCUCUCUGUGAUACAUCAGCAUCAGUGCUUUCUAGUCUUCUGCUAGUAAUUACAAAAAGCCUACCAGUGAUAUUAAACUGUACACAAACAAGAAAGAAACAAAGUGACCUUAGAAAAUUCAGCUUGCUAAAUGUACUGUAAUGAUGCUAAUGUCCAUUUCUCUUUAUUUUUUUUUUACUUUGUUUGCGCUGCUGGAUUAUGGCCAAGACAGACUAACAGCUUGCACCACUACAAAAGUAGCCUGUUGUAGACCUUAAACCGUUCAUUUUUAUAAGUUUGAUAUUUGCAUGAGCUGCCAGCUCAAGGUUACAGCACUCGAUUUACAAUUUAAAAAAAAUUAAAAGAGCAUGAUAAGGUCAACUAGUACCUUGAUGUGUGCUUGCAGUGUACUAAAAAAAUGGAAUGAAAAUGCAACCAAGUAGAAUUAUUUCUAUCUCUGCUAGUUUCAAAUAAACCGUUUUUCUUCAACUGCUAAAUAAGUUAAAAGUUCACUGAAAAUAUGUAUGGUUUUCAAGUCACAUAACAAAAGUCUAAGUAUAUAGGCACACACACUCAUCUGAAUGGGCUUUCAUAGGAGGUAGGAUAUCCUGCCAAAUCUGAAAGAGGUACAUCUUAAUGUACAGUAGGUUAACUGGCAGCUGACGACUGAGUGGUCCGGGUGUCUGUGGGGGGAUUUCUGGCCGCAUGGACUCCAUCUGUCUGUCACCCCAGCUAAAGGUGACAGGCAGAUGGAGAGGGAGAAAAUAAAUGGAAGGAUGUGUGUGUUGUACGAAUAUAUAUAUAUACAUAUAUAUAUAUAUACAUAUACUGUACAGAGAGGGAGAGAGCAGCUACACUGUAUAUGCAAAAAGGAAAAAGAUCAUUACUGUCCUGCUGAAAAUAAAAAGUUAAAGAAAUAAAGAAAUGGUGUUUACACUGGCACACCAAAUGGAGGUUGAAAGGCACAGAUGUUGAACUUCUAAAUUUCUUUCUAUUUUUUUCAGCAGGAAGAUAACUCUUACCUAUUUUUUCUUGAGUAUGCAUUCUGUAUAUGCAGUAUAAUAUGUUGUACAUUCAUGGAUGAAUGAGUUAUUGAAAAAUUUAAAUUCUUCCGCACAAGAGCCUAAUUCAAAGCCACAGCAUAUUCAGGUUUUCUCAUCAAACAGCCUCUUAAUCAGAAGUUAAGUGCUUUUAAUUGAAAACAGUAACACUUGCUGUGAUAUUUCUGAAUUCAAAUAAUAACAGAAUUUAGUCAAGUCAGUAAUAACUGGACCCUGACUAGGAUGUUGGUGACAUCUGUGAUAUUUCUGAAUUCAGAUGGUGACAGAAUUUAGUCAAGUCAGUAAUAACUGGACCCUGACUAGGAUGUUGGUGACAUUUGUGAUAUUUCUGAAUUCAGAUGGUGACAUAAUUUAGUCCAUUAGGCAAUAACUGGACCCUGACUAGGAUGCUGGUGACAUUUGCAGAACUCUGUUAUGGAGUAGCGAGUUCCCAGGUGUAGUCCAGGAGUACCACAGUGGCUAUGGGUUUUCACUCCAACCAGUUCCACAAACUAAUGGUUCCUUCUUACUUUUUAAAUGACAGAAUUGUUUAAUUAGUCUUUCUCUUCUGUUAUUUUGCAUUCAGAAAUAUGUGCUAGCAUAGUUAUAAGUAAGCAAAAUGUAGACAUUUGCAUAUUUUGCCAGAUCUUUAAGUGUUAAUGUUCUGUUACCAUAUUUUCUUUAAUUUACCUUUCCCUGUGACAUUUGCUCCCUUAAUUCUUUUCAGAUACUGACAUCAGUCUGUGAUGAUCAGUAUGGGCACAGGUGCAAGUAACACUAAAUACUUAAGGAAAGCAGCGACUUCAGUUUAAAAUUCACUUGUGAGCUAAUUAAUAAGAAAAAUGACCAGAACAUAAAAAAAAGCAAAAUCUUAAAAAGUAAGAAAAGAUCAAUAAUUAAUGUUAUACACAAAGACAAAAAAUUAGCAAACCCAUUUUGUAAUUUCUGGAUUGAUGUAAAGGCAGAAACUGGUAAAUAACAGUUUGUUUAAUAAAAGCAGAAGUCCAGUUAAAAGCUGAAGGUGGUCAACUGAAACUGAGGACCACUUAGUUAAGCCUUACAUUACUAUUUAGCACACAAAGAAAUGUAACAUUAAAAUAGCAGCUCUGCUUUAACGGGCAGUGCCAUUUGCAGCAGUGUCUGUCCUGAUCAUCACUAACUGUCUGUAUCUGGAUAUAAUUUAAAGUGCAGACUCCACAGAAAUAAGGUCAUUGAAAUGAAAAUGGUAAAAGAAAGCCAAGUGUGACAAAUAAAACACAAAGAGUUACCCACUGAUCUGUGGAAUCAACGAUCACAAAUCUGUGGUUUGAAUGAAAGCCUGUAGCCACAGUGGUACUCCAAGAGUGAACUUGGGAACCCCUGGUACGGAGGAAUGUUUAGAACAUUAAAUAAAUAAAUGUGUGAAAUGUGACAAUAAACAGAAACACAAAGAUAUGUGGGCAUAAAUAAUUACGUGUAGUUAAAGUAAAGUAGUUAAAUGCACCAUGAAAUAUGUUUAUGUUGCUUAUUUGGUUAUGUAUUUAUUUCUUCAUUUAUGUAUUUCAGUGGCCUUGUGCACAACAUGAAAUACACCUAGAAAUGGAAACUCAUUUUCAUCCAUCAAAGUUAAAAGGCGGGGCCCCAGAGAGCACUGUGUUCUGAUUGGUGACAACUUUGCACAUGACUAUGAGCCACAGGCGUCCCAAGGCAAGCAAAGCACAUGCUCAGAGCUGUGACUGUGCACGACUGGCACACAUGAGUUACAAGAAAGAGCUGGCCAGAUUUCCAGCGCAGAGUGGCUACUUUAACUCAAGAUCCCCUUGUGGCGUCUUCCUGAAAACGUAGCACUUGUGCACACGCCAUGGAGGCUUCAUCAUUGCUAGAGCCCAACCUCUUAACUUUCACAUUUGCACAUGACAGCUUUUAUUUUUAUGUUGCGUUCGGUGUCACCAAAACAGUUAAAUGAAGCAAUAAUUAAAUAAAUGCAUAAAGAAAUAAAAUAUUUAAUAAUACAAUUAAUUAUUUAUGCUCACAUAUCACUGUGAUUGUAUUUAUGUUUUGUCACAUUCAACAGUUCAUUCAUUUCUUUUAAUUUGUCUGUACCUACUAUGGAUCCAUUCAAUCACGUAUUUGUAGCAGGAUUUCUUACUUCAACCCUCUGCGUGUUGCACGUUCCAUCACAUAUUGUAUGACCUUCCCUUUAUUUCUUGAAUUUUAAGAGUAUAAAUCCUCACUCAGACUCCAGUGCCGUCAUCAUGUAAAUACUGCAGUAGUGUCUGCAAGCUGUUGGCCCAUUCUGGUCCUAAGAGCAGUCAUGAAACCCAUCGGGGAGUUUUUUGUUUCUGUCUUUACUGAGUCCCACUCAAGCUGACCUUUCAUGAUAGAGUGUAACCAUUUCUUCUAUAUUUGUAUUUACUGUUUAUAUGCAACAGAAAAUGUGUAUUUAAAAUAUAAAAUAAUUAUGUUAUUACUAAACCAGUUUUAAUAAACCCAAACAGCAAACCUCAUUAUACUU